This is a messenger RNA of Olea europaea var. sylvestris, 1480 nucleotides long. RefSeq names its product AUGMIN subunit 7. The coding region runs from base 183 to 1178 and encodes 331 amino acids. The transcript is spliced from 9 exons. Gene Ontology annotation, molecular function: microtubule minus-end binding. Lineage: Eukaryota; Viridiplantae; Streptophyta; Magnoliopsida; Lamiales; Oleaceae. The record is from RefSeq and is a predicted model, not a curated record. Gene Ontology annotation, cellular component: HAUS complex. Gene Ontology annotation, biological process: spindle assembly; centrosome cycle.
ACUAUUUUAAUGUAUUUCCCGUUUCAAACUCUAAACCUGCGACAAGAAGUGAAAUUAACCCAAUUUUGAAUACAACUAAUUGACAGCCACCAUUCAUCAGAAACACUCUGAAUUCAGUUUGUGCAUAGCAUUUCAUAGGUGAUAAAAAUAUAUAUAUUAUUCAGCACUUGAAAAUUUUGGAAAUGGCUGCAAAGCAAAUGGAAGAAGUGCAGAGGAAAUUAGCGAUGCUGAAUUACCCAAGAUCUAAUGCUCCUGCCCAGUCCCUCCUCUUUGCCGGCAUGGAACGCUAUGCCCUUCUCGAAUGGCUAUUCUUCAAAUUAUUGGGUGAUAAAUCCCCGUUUUCACAGCAAAAUCUACAAGGGGAUGGAGUGGAUCGUGACGAGGAAACCUCCCGUAUUCAAUAUUUGGCGGAAAUUGCGAAAUUUCUGGGUAUUACUACUACCAUUGACACAGAAGCCAUCCAAGGACGAGGAAGCUAUGAAGAUCGCACUGAAAUGCUUCGCCUUAUUGUAGAUCUUGUAGAGGCAAGCAUCUAUGCUGACAAUCCUGAAUGGAGUGUUGACGAGCAGGUGGCAAGAGACAUACAAUUAAUAGAUGCCAUAGCUGAGAAACAAGCUCAAAUAUUUACUGAAGAGUGCAAGUUGUUUCCUGCUGAUGUGCAAAUUCAAUCUAUAUAUCCAUUGCCGGACGUAUCUGAUUUGGAAAAGCAACUUUCAGAUCAAUCAAACAGACUUCUGAGUCUUCAAGAAAUGGUUGAUGAUCUAGCUUCAAAGCAUCCCUACAAUCCUGACGAGAAUUACACGGAAGUUGAAGCAAAAUUGAGGGAACAUCUGGAAUCUUUUCUCGAAACUGCAAGAUCCUUCAAUGCAAUUUACACCAAGGAAAUCCGACCUUGGACUCACAUGAUGGAGGUACCGCAGCUACAUGGCUUUGGACCAGCGGCAAAUAGAUUACUAGAAGCAUAUAAGAUGCUUUUGAAGUUUUUAGGGAACUUACGGAACCUUAGAGAUUCACACGCUGCAGUUGCAGUUGGGUCUUCUGAAACUGUGGCUGGUGAACCAUCUUCUGUAAUGAGAAUAAUCUCCGAAUGCGAAAGUGCAUUGACAUUCUUGAACCGCGAUCUUGGGAUUCUCUCUGCAUCUAUUGCUCGUGAGAAGGGCGAAGAGUUGAAUUUGUAACUAAAUGGUGUAGAAGGAGAAGGAACAACACUUUGCAAAGCUUCAAGUUCUUCCCCUUUUCAUGGAAUGGACGCAUUUGAAAUUUAGAGAAGUUACUGUUUUUGAAAUUGUGGGGCUCGUUUGUUUGCUCGUCCCUUCUAGAUAAGAGAUAUGUCGAUAAGGAGUUGGUAUGGUAUUGGCUUGAGUUCUCGUCCACCGGUUAUGAUGUUGAACAUUCUGUGUUGUAUUCGAAGAACCAUGGGGAAUGUUCUCCUUUUGUCUUGCUAUUUCGAAAGUUCAAUUUACUCCCAAUCAUGCUGCAA